Messenger RNA from Drosophila ficusphila, 4551 nucleotides. It is a transcript of the gene Frl, whose product is annotated as formin-like protein. Gene Ontology annotation, cellular component: cytosol. Gene Ontology annotation, biological process: cell migration; cortical actin cytoskeleton organization; regulation of cell shape. The record is from RefSeq and is a predicted model, not a curated record. Gene Ontology annotation, molecular function: small GTPase binding; actin filament binding. NCBI's taxonomy places the organism in Eukaryota, Metazoa, Arthropoda, Insecta, Diptera, Drosophilidae.
GUUCGUGAGCAGGGAACAGGCAGCAGCCGCUUUGGAUAUCUUUAACGGAAUCAAAGAGCAACUUUCAAGUUGCCCGGAACGCACUCGUGCCCUUUGCCGGACUGUAUGGGGUACCCUCUCGCUGUCCCUUAGCACAGCGCUCCAAGCUGCGAGCAUCGAGGACGGUGGAGGAGGAUCCGGGUCCCGAGGAUUACAGGAUCCAGGGGGAGGCGGCGGAGGAGGAGGAGGUGGUGGUGUUGGCGGCUCCGGCUCGGGUCGCUUUGCCACCAUAAUGGGCGCUGUCAAAUCGCGAACCAUCACUAGCGCCGAUGUGGACGCCGACGAGCAGCUGCAGCAUCCCCAUUCCCAUCACCACUCGAUGCGCAAUGGCCACCCGCACAAUGGCUCCAUCUCCAGUGGCACGCUGCAGAAGCAGGAUCUGCGCUACGACAUCGGCUGCAGCUCCCAAUACCAGCACGUUCGGCAGCCCAGCCUGCGGAGCCGCGGCCAGCAACCCAUGCCCACCACAGACGAAUUGGACCGACGAUUCGCCAAAGUUCUGGCUUCGAUGGACUUGCCACCGGAUAAAGCAAAGCUACUCCGUAACUACGAUGACGAGAAGAAAUGGGACAUGAUAUGUGAUCAAGAAAUGGUGCAGGCAAAGGAUCCGCCCUCACAUUACUUGAGUAAACUGCGCACAUAUUUAGAUCCAAAGGCGUCACGAAGUCAUCGGAAACGGAAAAUGGUCGGCGAGUCCACGUCCACCCAGGUGCUCCGGGAUCUGGAGAUCUCGCUGCGCACGAACCACAUCGAGUGGGUGAAGGAGUUCCUGGACGACAGCAACCAGGGUCUGGAUGCCCUGGUCGACUAUCUCAGCUUCCGGCUGCAGAUGAUGCGCCACGAACAGCGCCUCCAGGGUGUCCUGUGCGCCUCCGAGGAGCGAUUGAAUCUCACGAGUGGCGGCGAUGGCGGUGAGAUGGUGUUGGGCAACAGCAGUUCCAUCAGUCCCGGUGGCGGCGGUGGUGUGAUGUCGCAUGGCGGCAGUGCCGGUCAUGGUUUGGCCAAUGGAUCCAUGCUCAUGGAUUCGAGGCAGCAGCACGGUCAGCACUCGAUGUCCUAUGGCUUUCUGCGUCCCACCAUUGCCGAUGCUUUGGAUAGUCCCAGCUUGAAGCGGAGAUCGCGUCACAUCGCCAAACUGAACAUGGGUGCCGCCACGGAUGACAUCCAUGUGUCCAUUAUGUGCCUGCGUGCCAUCAUGAACAACAAGUAUGGCUUCAACAUGGUCAUCCAGCAUCGCGAGGCCAUCAACUGCAUUGCCCUGAGUCUCAUUCACAAGUCGCUGAGGACGAAGGCCCUGGUGCUGGAGCUCCUGGCGGCCAUCUGUCUGGUCAAAGGAGGUCACGAGAUCAUCUUGGGUUCCUUCGACAAUUUCAAGGAUGUGUGCCAGGAGAAGCGGCGCUUCCAGACCCUCAUGGAGUACUUCAUGAACUUCGAGGCCUUCAAUAUCGAUUUCAUGGUGGCGUGCAUGCAGUUUAUGAACAUCGUGGUGCACUCGGUGGAGGACAUGAACUACAGGGUGCACUUGCAGUACGAGUUCACAGCUCUGGGAUUGGACAAGUAUCUGGAGAGGAUUCGGCUGACGGAGUCGGAGGAGCUUAAGGUACAGAUCUCCGCCUAUCUGGACAAUGUCUUCGAUGUGGCCGCCCUGAUGGAGGAUUCCGAGACGAAGACCUCGGCCUUGGAACGGGUCCAGGAGCUCGAGGAUCAGCUGGAGCGGGAAAUCGAUCGCAACUCGGAGUUCCUCUACAAGUAUGCGGAAUUGGAGACGGAGAAUCUGACGUUGAAGACGGAGCGAGAACAGCUGGGAAUGAUUCGGCAGAAGCUGGAGGAGGAGCUCACCGUUAUGCAACGAAUGCUGCAGCACAACGAGCAGGAGCUGAAGAAGCGCGACACGCUGCUGCACACGAAGAACAUGGAGCUGCAGACACUGAGUCGCUCUCUGCCUCGAUCCGCUUCCAGCGGAGAUGGUUCUCUGUCGAACGGUAGCCUAUUGGCUGGUUCCAGUUCGGGAGCUUCGCUUGCAUUGCCACCGCCACCGCCUCCCAUGCCCGCCUCACCCGCUGCAGCGUCGGCUGCUCCACCACCGCCUCCGCCGCCAGCACCACCCGUUCCGCCACCACCGCCCAUGAUGCCCGGAUUCAGUCCACUGGGCAGUCCGAACGGCAGUCUCACAUCGACGGCGCAAUCGCCGCCACAUGCCCCGCCCAUGCUAAGCUCCUUCCAGCCGCCGCCGCCUCCAGUGGCCGGCUCCAUGCCCGCUCCCGAUGGAGCCAUGACCAUCAAGCGCAAGGUGCCCACGAAAUACAAGCUGCCCACCUUGAACUGGGUGGCACUGAAGCCCAAUCAGGUGCGUGGCACAAUCUUCAACGAGCUGGACGACGAGAAGAUCUUCAAGCAAAUUGAUUUCAACGAGUUCGAGGAGUGCUUCAAGAUUGGCAUUGGCGGCGCCUUGCGGAAUGGCAGCAAUGGCACCGAGGUCGAUGGCUCGCUGCAGUCCAGCAAGCGCUUCAAGAGACCCGACAAUGUCUCACUGCUGGAGCACACGAGGUUAAGAAACAUUGCAAUCUCACGUCGCAAGCUGGGAAUGCCCAUUGACGAUGUCAUCGCUGCCAUCCACAGUCUGGACCUGAAGAAACUCUCGCUGGAGAACGUCGAGUUGCUGCAGAAGAUGGUGCCCACGGAUGCCGAGGUCAAAUCGUACAAGGAGUACAUCAUCGAGCGGAAGGACCAGCAGCUGCUCACCGAAGAGGACAAGUUUAUGCUGCAGCUUUCGCGAGUGGAACGCAUCUCGUCCAAGCUGGCCAUCAUGAACUACAUGGGCAACUUUGUCGAUAUCGUACAUCUCAUUAGUCCGCAAGUGCAAUCGAUAGCAGGAGCUUCGACCUCCCUGAAACAAUCGCGGAAAUUCAAGGCGGUUUUGGAAAUAGUGCUUGCUUUUGGCAACUAUCUGAACAGCAAUAAACGAGGACCAGCCUAUGGCUUCAAGCUGCAAUCGCUGGACACGCUGAUCGAUACGAAGUCAACGGACAAGCGGUCGUCGCUCCUGCACUAUAUUGUGGCCACCAUUCGUGCCAAGUUCCCGGAGCUACUGAAUUUCGAUAGUGAGCUGUAUGGAACAGACAAGGCGGCGUCGGUUGCACUGGAGAACGUGGUGGCCGAUGUCCAGGAACUGGAGAAGGGCAUGGAGCUGGUUCGCAAGGAGGCCGAGCUGCGGGUGAAGGGUGCUCAGACGCACAUUUUGCGCGAUUUCCUCAACAACAGCGAGGACAAGCUGAAGAAGAUCAAGAGCGAUUUGCGACACGCGCAGGAUGCCUUCAAGGAGUGCGUGGAGUACUUUGGCGAUUCCUCGCGGAAUGCCGAUGCUGCUGCUUUCUUUGCGCUAAUCGUACGCUUCACAAGAGCGUUUAAGCAACACGAUCAGGAGAACGAGCAGCGACUGCGACUGGAGAAGGCGGCUGCUUUGGCGGCUUCAAAAAAGGAAAGCGACCAGGUGCUGAUGCGCAACAAGGUUAACCAGAAGAAGCAACAGUUGCCCUCAAACGGCGCGUUAUCCUUGCAGGAUGCGGUCAUAAACGAGCUGAAGAGCAAGGCGCACUCGGUGCGCGAGAAGAAGCUGCUGCAACAGGACGAGGUGUACAACGGAGCCCUGGAGGACAUCCUGCUCGGUCUGAAGAGCGAGCCUUAUCGGCGGGCGGACGCUGUGCGGCGAUCUCAGCGCCGGAGGAUCGACAAUAAUCGCCUCUCACGAACCCUGGAGGAGAUGGACUGCUAGACAGGAAAUACCGAGAUAUCGAGAUGCAACGACGACGACGACGGGGCAUUGGCAACGAAUCGAAAAUCAAAAAUCAUACAGAAAAAAAAAAAAAAACGGAAUAGAGAACAUUACAGAUACUGCAAUAUGUGAUUGGGCGAUUAAAUUGUUUUCGAUACACUCGUACACAGACACAAAACUCACAUUCCCUUCCAUAAAAAAUCCUUUGUUUUCGAAUAUUUUACAACUUAACUCUAAGUCGAGACGGAUAUUGUUUACCGUAUCCGAGAAUCCCAAUCCGAUAUGGAAAAUUACGCACCGAAAUCCAUAAGCCCAACAUCCUCCCCUCUGUGAAUCUCGCCUUAAGUUUUGAGAGACAUUUUUUAUCGCCAAAAUUUUGUUUAUAAAAACGCAUUUUAAUUUGGUUGCUUAGAGCUUAGGUUGAACUCGAAAAUUCGAAUGCUGUAUUUAUCAAAUUUUUAAUUGUUAAAUAUUGAUUUAAAUUUGUAACCUGUGUACAUAUAUAUACAUACAUAUAUAUAAAACUAUAUAUGUACUAAUUAAUUUUAUUUUUUAUACUUAAGUUUUAACCAAAUUGGAAAUGCUUGCUGCAUCCAUCAGAGAUGGCAAAUCCGCAUGAAUAUGGAGAACCAAACUCCACACUUUAAUUAAUUUUAUUUUUUAGUAAGUCAUAUAAGCAAUGAAUUGUAUGAGAAGAGAGUAUAAAAUAUUAAACUAAUGUAUAUUUUCCUAUUUAAAUA